UGAAGGGGACAAAACUCCAUAGUCAAAAUCCCAGUUGGCUUCCGUUAAGAUAUUCUCUUCUUCUUUUUCUUCUUCUCAACUGGAGUACAAUUCUUCUUAAUACACACAAACAGAAGCUGAAAAUGGCUAAGACCAACACCAUAAUCCAUGCAGUUGUAGUUGUAGUCCUCUUGCUUCUCUGCAUGGAAAUGGGUCCCAUCCAAACCAGUGCUCAACCUAAAAAUCUUCCCACUUCUGAAGUGAAAGCAAUUAAAGAAAUAGCUGCACAGCUGAAUAAGAAUGACUGGAAUUUCAAUGAUCCAUGCAGUAACAAAACAACCACUGAGAGACCCCAUACAGAUCAGUACUUCAACUUCAUCAUCUGCAAUUGCUCCAUCUCUGCAAAUGUAUGCCAUGUCCAAACCAUUAACUUUGUAGGGCAGGAUCUUGAUGGGGUGCUUCCACCAUCAGUGGGAAAGCUACAAUACCUAAAGGAACUUAAUUUGGGGCAGAACUACCUCAGUGGUACAAUACCCAGUGAAUGGGCUUCUACAAAGUUGGAAACACUGGUUCUCAGUGUCAACAAUUUAACAGGACCAAUACCCAGCUUUUUGGGAAGAAUAACUACUCUCAAAGCAUUGGGUCUGGAGAGCAACUCUUUUUCUGGAACAAUUCCCCCUGAGUUUGGAAAUCUGGUUAACAUGGAGACUCUCUUUCUUGGUGCUAAUAGUCUCAAUGGAACAUGGCCUGUGACUCUCACUAACCUGACUAAAUUACAAACUCUUAGGAUUAGCAGCAAUAAUUUCAGUGGAAGACUACCAGAUUUUUUCAGGAGUUGGAAACUACUUAAAAAUUUAGAGAUACAAGGAAGUGGAUUUGAAGGGCCAAUUCCUUCUAGUCUUUCGGUCUUGAAUAAUUUGGACACACUAAGGAUUAGUGACUUAAAGGGUGCGAGCUCAGAAUUUCCAGACUUGAGAAACAUGAACAUCAUGCAGAAAUUGAUGUUGAGAAGCUGUAAUAUAAGAGGAAAAAUUCCUGAAUACUUAUCUACCUUGACAAAUCUCGAGACUUUAGAUCUUAGUUUUAACAGAUUGGAAGGAACCAUUCCAAAUUUUGGAAAUAUUAGGGAAUUGAGCACAAUAUAUCUGACAAGUAACCAGCUCACUGGCAUUAUUCCGGAUUGGAUCAGUAGUAGAAAUAAUCGAUAUGUAAUAGAUCUUUCUUACAAUAAUUUUUCUGAAAUUUCUGUACCGCCAACUUGUCGAGAAAACUUCAAUCUGUUCAGAAGCUUUUCCCAACAGAACAACAAAUUACUCGGUCACUGCAUGAAUCCAUGUUCAAAAGAUCGAUAUUCGUUGCAUAUAAACUGCGGUGGAAAAGAAAUUACCCUUGGAAACAUCAAGUAUCAAGGAGAUGAAGAUCCAGGAGGUGGUGCAAGGUUCUUCCACAGCUCACCUGAUUGGGGAUUUAGCAGCACUGGUGAUUUCUGGAAUGCUUGGAGUACCAUAAAAGACUAUAUUUCAAACAAUGCAUCCGUGCUCAAAAUGAAGAAUUCUGAGUUGUAUACGGCUGCACGCCUAUCUCCUCUUUCGUUGACAUACCAUGCACGGUGCCUAGCAAAUGGACCUUAUACUGUCAAGCUCCACUUUGCAGAGAUAGUAUUAAGAGACAAUAGAUCAUAUUACAGUGUUGGUAGCCGAAUGUUUGAUGUUUAUGUCCAGGGAAAACUGGAGUUGAAGGACUUCAAUAUUGAAAAAGAAGCAGAGGGAGUUGAUAAAGACGUGAUUAGAAAAUUUAAAACCACGGUGACUGAUAAGACAUUGGAUAUUCGCUUCCAAUAUGCGGGGAAAGGGACAACAAAUGUUCCAAGACGGGGGAUUUAUGGUUCUCUUGUUUCAGCUAUCUCUUUGGAGUCUGAUUCCAAACCUCCUGAUGAAAGCAGAAGCACAAAAAUUAUUGUCAUUGGGGUUGUUUCUGCAUUGCUCCUUAUUCUCAUGAUCUUAGGCAUUCUUUGGUGGAAAGGCUAUUUUGGAGGCAAGCCAUCAAGGGAGCAGCGAACUGCAACAAAUAAUGAUUUGAUUUGGACAAGUACUGACUUGGAGAGAGGAGACGAUCAACCUGAGCUUCAUUUUUUUGAGUUGGAUAGCAUACUAAUGGCCACAAACAAGUUUAGUAUUACAAACAAACUUGGUCAAGGAGGAUUUGGUCCUGUUUAUAAGGGACAACUACAUGGGAAAGAAGUUGCAGUGAAAAGAUUGUCUAGCAGCUCGUCACAAGGCUACGAAGAAUUUAGGAAUGAAAUAAUUUUGAUCUCCAAACUGCAACAUAGAAAUCUUGUUAAGCUCAUUGGUUGCUGCAUUGAAAAUGAAGAGAAGUUAUUAAUAUACGAGUUCAUGCUCAACAAGAGCUUAGAUACUUUUAUUUUCGAUGAUAGAAGAAGGGUAGAGCUUGAUUGGGCCAUACGGUUCAACAUUAUUGAUGGCAUUGCGAGAGGUCUAGUGUAUCUCCAUCGCGAUUCCAGUUUGAGGGUGAUACAUCGAGAUUUGAAGGCCAGUAAUAUUCUAUUGGAUGAGAAGAUGACUCCAAAAAUUUCUGAUUUUGGAUUAGCAAGGAUUUUUGAAGGCACUUUAGAUCUAGCAAAUACUCAUAGGGUGGUAGGAACAAUCGGCUAUAUGUCUCCAGAGUACGCAUUGAGAGGAAUCUUCUCGGAAAAAUCUGAUGUGUUUAGCUAUGGCGUGUUAUUACUAGAGAUAAUAAGCGGGAAAAAGAAUACUAGCUUCAAGGAUGAGGAUCAAUACCAAGGCCUUAUUGCAUAUUCAUGGCAGCUAUGGAGUGAAGGCAGAGGAAUAGAGUUGGUGGAUGAAGCAUUAGGCGAGUCAUAUAAUGAAUCAGAGGCAUUGAAAUGCAUACACAUUGGGCUUCUGUGCAUUCAAGACUUUGCCACAGAUAGACCUUCCAUGGCUCAAGUAGCUUCCAUGUUAAGUAACCAAAUAUUUGAUCAACCUCAACCCAAACAACCUGUUUUUACUUUUCAAGCCAGCAGUAAUAGUUAUGAUCCUUCCAUACAAAGUGGUAAUAGAUGCUCUGUCAAUGAGGCCACUGUAUCAAUAGUUGAACCACGAUAAAAAAAGAAAAACUUCAACUGUAAAUUAUGUUAAAUGCAUAUUGGGCUACACCUACGCUAUUCAAUAUUUUCUUUUAAAUUUAAUGAACUCCAUUUUGUUAAAACUUGAAAGGAAAUUACUCUAAUGAUUGCAACAAAACCAAAUGUUCUUUUUGUAGA
Messenger RNA from Humulus lupulus (European hop), 3262 nucleotides. RefSeq names its product probable LRR receptor-like serine/threonine-protein kinase At1g07650. The transcript is spliced from 24 exons. Gene Ontology annotation, biological process: protein phosphorylation. The record is from RefSeq and is a predicted model, not a curated record. NCBI's taxonomy places the organism in Eukaryota, Viridiplantae, Streptophyta, Magnoliopsida, Rosales, Cannabaceae. Gene Ontology annotation, molecular function: protein serine/threonine kinase activity; protein binding; ATP binding. Bases 123 to 3104 code for a protein of 993 amino acids.